AAAUGUUCAAGCUCAAUGAUCUUCACUUGUUUCAUCGCGACUUGCCCAGACUCAGGCAAAGUUGUGUCUAUGCGGCUACUCGAAUGUGAGAAGCAUCGGAGCACGGCGUUCCGUUCAAGUCUCAAGCCUUCCAAUUCAUUAGCUGCGUGUGUCACUCGAGCUGAAAUGCAGAACUGGGCGUCCACUUUGGAAUGUUUCUCCUCGGACUCCACGGAUUGGGAAAUCAUUGAGGCGCUAUAUUCAUCCCAGACUUCCGACUAAAUGACAACAUGGAUUGCCAUUCGCCC
Mycena citricolor is the source of this 287-nucleotide messenger RNA. The record is from the annotation of a GenBank genome assembly. Lineage: Eukaryota; Fungi; Basidiomycota; Agaricomycetes; Agaricales; Mycenaceae.